GUUGACAUGAGUUAGGGGUAGUGAUACUAUUUGAACGCUACUUCGUUGUUGUAGAGCAGACGUAUGGUUGAACUUUAUUCAAGUACAUAAGUAGAAACAUAAGAUUUCAACAUGGAUGCGAAAGUUAUGAAGAAAACUCAGGACACACUGGGCAAAAUCAUCAAGAAACCACCACUGACAGAAAAAUUGUUAUCCAAACCACCAUUUAGAUUUCUUCAUGAUGUUAUGACAUCGUUAAUAAAAACAACAGGAUUCAUGAAGGGUUUGUUCACCGAGACUGAAAUGAAUUCAGAAAAUGUUAAGGAUAAAGAUAGCAAGAUGGCAUUUCUGCAGAAAGUAAUUGAUUUCACAUCUUCUGUAACUGGCAAAUCUGUCUCUGCUAAACCAAGUAAAAUUGUGGCUGGACAUGAACCAGAAAAGACAAAUGAGCUUCUACAGAGCUUGGCAGCAGCUGUCAAUAUGAAGGGUGACUAUGAUGCUCAAGUUAGCAGGUUUUUAAGUAAAGGAUCAAAAGAGGAACCAGCGAAGGAGAGGUCAAAGGACAAAGAAGAAAAACGUAGAAAGGAACCAGAGGAGAAACGUGAUAGAGAAAAGAGCAGGGAUCGAGAUAGAGGUCGUGAAAAGGAAGAAAGGGGAAGGGAUAAAGAUGACAGAAAAGACAGGUCUCGAGAUAGAGAUGAACGGCAUAGAGAUAGAGAGGACCGACACAAGGACAGAGAGAGAGAUGAUCGGCAUAAAGACAGGGAGGAUAGACACAAAGAUAGGGAAGACAGACAUAAGGAUCGAGAGAGGAGGAAAAAGGUCAUUGACAUCCCCGACCCUGACACUCUGGCUGAGUUUCUGUGUGCCGAUGACCAGUCAGACGGCAAUACAGACUCAGAUAUGGAUCUUCUUGCAAAUCUAUCCGAUAGUGAUUUUCCGAAUCACCCUAAGUCCUCCGAUUUGAAGAAUAAGAAUGCAAAAACCAUUGAAAAUUUGACUGUAAAUGCUAUCUCAAAAAUCGAGGAAAAAGAAGUAGCCAAAACACCCAGGACAAAUCGUCCUGGAGCAGCUCGACCACGAGUCAAUCGGCGCCCAGAUGUUUCCUACAGUAAUGAGGUGGUGCACAAGUCCCAAGAUAUGGAGCAUAGAGAGACAAUACAAAGGAUUCAGGAUGCAGAUUACCGAGAGGAGAGGAAGAAGGGCAGAGAGCAACCAGAAAUAGAUCAUAGUCUAGAGGACAUCGUGUACCCAGAAGUUGGGAAGCUAAAUGCUGGAAAAGCACAAGAAAGAUUUGUAGACACAGGUGGGAAGAAAAGAAAGUCUGGUACAAAAAGUCGUAUGGCUAUCAGGGAGAGACAAAAGGAAGAGGCCAUGAAAGUUAUACACGGCAGUAGUAGUAAAGUAAGCCCUAAACAAGAAUCUGGCAAAUCAUCUAAAUCUUCUCCAGGUAAAAAGUCAUCAUCUAAAGACUUUGUUGUCCUAGAAUCACGAUCAAAAUUUAGUAAAAGAUUGCAGAAAAACAGAGGAGCCAAACAACCUGUAUCUGGAAAGAACAGUCCCUCUAGAUCAAAGCGUCACAGAGAUAAUGUGACUCCGGCUAGGUCAGCACCAGGUCAGGAAGAUUCAUCCAACAGCAAGCUUAGUCAUGAAGAACAGGUGUACCAGAUUGACCCCUACAGAAUACAGGACAUCAAGAAAAAACACAUUCAGCACAGAGAUGAUGAUGAGGGCAAGGAAAAUGAGGGCAUGGUGAAUGGAGAGUCUGAAGUACAGAGACCAGUUCGUCCUUCAUCAGCAAAGGGUUCCAGGAGGCGCAGAGAGGGGCGGCAUCGUGAUUCAAGUGAUGAAGAGGAUGAACAACAUCAACAGGCCCCGCCACAGAGGGCUCCACCUCCGUCUGAUCCUGUGGGUGAGGAUGACCUCCCUCCCCAGGUCUCUGCCACGAGAAAAAUGAAUAGACCAAGCAGUGCGCGCCCAGCACCACCAAGGAGGAAACAGGAAACCAUAGAAAAUGAGCCGGCCAUGAGACUCGGGAGUGGGAAACCAGCCAAUGUGAUAGUAGACGAUGGAGAUUCCGAUGAUGAUGAAAACUUUUUAGUGGAAGAAUCUGCUCCACCCCCUCCUGAACCAGAUCAGACCAUUUCUCGGCCAGAGGACAGUGAUGAAGAUGAUCAUGGAGGCCUGGUUAAGAAGAUUCUGGAGACCAAAAAGGAAUUGGAGAGUGGCAGUCAGCAGCAGCAACAAGCAACUAGAAAAACAGAAGUGGAACGGCCAACAAUGUCUGAUGCACAGAGACGGAAACAGCGAGACACGGUCCAGAAGGAGAUCGAUAAAUUACGUGGCAGCAUUCAGACUUUAACACGUAGUGCUAAUCCUCUUGGAAAAAUCAUGGAUUAUGUACAGGAAGAUUUAGACUCUAUGCAGAAAGAGUUGGAGCGGUGGAAAACAGAAAACAAGGAUCAUGUUUUGGCAUUAAAACGGGAAAAGGGUAUCACAGACAAAGCCAUCGAACCUAUGAAGGCCCAGCUUGGAGAAGUGGAUCAGGCCAUAGCUGACCAAAUGGAUCUUAUUGCUGCUGUCAAGUCCAACAUCAUCAGAAACGAUCAGAAAAUAGAGAAGUUACUGCGCAGUAUAGCCAAAUCUUGAUUUUAUUUUGUGUGUUCAUGUUAUCAUCCGUCCAAAGACACUCUUUAAACCAAUGAUAGACAGCAUAUGACUUUUGAAUUGGUUUAGUUCACACAUUCAGGAUUGAAUCUACACAAUAACCAGUGUAUUGUGAUAUUGAGGCGAAAUUAUUUUAUUUUCGGGAAGAAUUUUGGAGAAUGGGUUAUGACAAAAAUCUUACUGUAGCUCCUUAAAGCAGUUGAUUCUAAUCCAACUCAAAAAUUACAUUAAGAAAUGAUUCUCCUGUUCCUCAGGGUUAUUCAUUGUCUGUUGUCAUGCUGAUCAAUGUACUUCCUUUACAAACCACCAGAGCACUCGACUGUUGGCCGACUCAACAGAAAAUUACUGGUGGAGUACUUUUGUCAUAACCCAUUUAAUGAUUCUUUCAGACUUUACUUGAAUUAUCAAAAGAUUCUUAAGUUGUGACCGUAUUAUUUCAUUAUGAGCAAAAACUUUUGUUAUAAACAUGUUAUGUUAUUGUUCACUUAGUUUUGAACUGUUCUGAAUUUUAGCUGACCUAGGUAUAACAACCGUUUAGAGACAAUUAAUUAAACAUUUUUUUAUAAUGUUGUGCGAAUGUUCUAAUAGGGCCAACUUUAUGGUUAUGUUUCAGACUCCAAAACAAUAAGGCAAAGUCCACAGAUAUAGUAUUUCAUAUUUUGUUUGUGCUUAAUCAUCAUGUCGAAAGUAUUGAUUACAAUUUAUCUUGAGAAAUACCAAGUCAUUCAACAAGUUCACACAAUAUUUCAAUUUCUAGGUAUCAUAUUUCAAACUUUCUGAACUUAUUAUUGGUUGCCUUUUUUGUGUCAGAGGUUUUGAUUUGUGUUUGAUGAGUCCUUUUCAAAUGACGUUAACAGAGGAAAUUAUGGUCUGUUCGAGAGUUUUAGAGGGGGGAAUAUUCUUUUCCUUGAAAAGCUUAGAGGGGGAACAUUCUUUUCCUUGAAAAGCUUUUGUCAACAUUGGUUUGAAUAUCCUUUAUCAUUAGAAAAUGCACAAGGAAUCUGCUAAAUGCAGAUGGGAUUUUUUGUAGCAUUAUAGGAAGUGUAGAGACUAGCAUAUUCUGAAUUUAGAGACUAUUUCAUGUGUAGCAUUGUCAUGUAAAGUAAAUGAUAUUUUUAAUGUAUAGAGUUGAGUUUUAUGUACGAAUAAUGGCCUAGUGGCUGUGAAUGUGUUACAUGGAUGUGUGAAUGUGUAUGCUAGACUAGGAACAUUUAAUUGUCACUUGUAUAUAUAUUUAUAAAUUAAAGAUUUUUUUCUUGUAUGAACAUAAAUGAAGAGUUAACUCCCUUGAAGUGCAAAAGGAGUAGUUUGUAAUGUUUUUUUAAUAUUCAUUCUGUUGUGGGCGUAGCCUUCAUGUUACAUGGAUAGGAAGUUUAUGUUGAAAUUUUGUGUAUUUCUGACAGAAUCAACAGCAUUUAUCAGUUCUGGUAUAUCUAAUGUUGUCAAUGUUUAGAUCUGCUGUAAUGCCCCGUUUCUUUUUCUUCAUCUUGUAGCUAAUAUUGUGCUUGGUAAUCACUCUUAAUUCAUGGAAGAAAUUUCAAAAAUCUUAUGUUCCAGGUCAAAUUCUUUCACAGUCUUAAGUUGAAUCAUUUCAGAUUUUCAUAUUUUCAAAAAGUCAUUAUUUCCUGUGUCCAAGAAAAUGAUCUAAUGACUUUGCUUUCUUGAGUUUCUGUCAAGCGAGUGUGAAAGAAAUACUUGUAUGUUUGGACAUAGAAUCUCUGAAGUUGUUAAAUGCGAGAAAUCAACAACUGGGAUGACCUCAUCACUCCGUGAAGUGCUUUAUGUUUGUCUGUGAUACAUUCCACAAAAUCAUCCUUUUAUCUGUGAAUUACUAUCACUCCAACAACCGUGACUCUGGAGGGAAAAAUGAUUUCCAUUGCUAAUGAGUGGUCAUUCGAAGUUUGUAGAGUCAAAGAUCAUUAGAUGUGGAAAGAUGUGUUCACAUCACUUUUUGUUUUCUAGAUGUUUUCUUACAAAAUCAACAGUUUUGUUCAUUUCUGAGGGGAAUUAGAUGUUUUAAAAAAUCAACAUUUUUGUUCAUUUCGGGAGGGGAAUUUGAUGUUUUACAAAAUCAACAUUUUUGUUCAUUUCUGAGGGGAAUUUGAUGUUUUAAAAAAUCAACAUUUUUGUUCAUUUCGGGAGGGGAAUUUGAUGUUUUACGAAAUCAACAUUUUUGUUCAUGUUGGGAGGGGAAUUUGAUGAAAGCCAUACAUAAACGUAUGUAAAAAUAAUGGGGUUUUUUUGUAUACAGUAACAUCUUGGAAAUAAAAUGGAAUUUUCUUUAUUCUAAAUUUUUGAGGAAAAGCAUAAUGUUGUAUUGAUUGAUGUGACAUUACGUCAUCACAUUUAGUCUUUAUCAAGAGAAAGUUAAGACAUUUUUUUAGUGUCUAUGUGAAAACUAUUAUGAAACCUACAUAAAUCAGUUACUCAGGUCAUUCUGCACCAUCCACAAAUCCAGGUGUGACAAGAGAUAUAUGUAUAGAGUUCUGCGUCGUAUCACAAAGAAAUACAAUUUAAGUCCAAUUCAAUUUUGUACUGUCAUGUUAUAAUGAGAUGAGACUUUGUUACAAAGUGAAAGUAAAGCUGAAUGAAAUUGU
Messenger RNA from Ylistrum balloti, 5243 nucleotides. RefSeq names its product TRAF3-interacting protein 1-like. Bases 112 to 2628 code for a protein of 838 amino acids. Gene Ontology annotation, biological process: intraciliary transport; cilium assembly; regulation of microtubule cytoskeleton organization. Lineage: Eukaryota; Metazoa; Mollusca; Bivalvia; Pectinida; Pectinidae. Gene Ontology annotation, cellular component: centrosome; intraciliary transport particle B; ciliary basal body. The record is from RefSeq and is a predicted model, not a curated record. Gene Ontology annotation, molecular function: microtubule binding. The transcript has 18 exons.